This is a messenger RNA of Neogale vison (American mink), 1856 nucleotides long. RefSeq lists its product as uncharacterized. Bases 44 to 1303 code for a protein of 419 amino acids. The transcript is spliced from 9 exons. The record is from RefSeq and is a predicted model, not a curated record. NCBI's taxonomy places the organism in Eukaryota, Metazoa, Chordata, Mammalia, Carnivora, Mustelidae.
GGCCAGGUCACCUGUGUCCUGCUUCCUCCCUCCGGCCAGGAUCAUGCUUCCGCUCCUCACUGCUCUGGCGCUCUGGGGGACGCUGGCUACCCCAGCAGGGACAUCCAAGGCAUGUCCAGCUUGCUCUCUGCUGGGAAACUGCACCGAGAGAACCUGUCCUGCUGCCAAGGAAGCCUGCUUGUUCAGCCAGAUGCAGCUUGAAAAUGGGACUGUCAUCAAGAAUGGGUCAUGUGUCACCCCUGGGGAAUGCCGAGAAGGUGUUUACUCCCUGACCUAUGGCCCCCACUGGAGUCUCUGGGUCAGCACAGCGUGUUGUGAGAUCACCUGCAAAGGGGCCACACGACAAGAUGUGGCGCCUGAGGCCCCGCUCAACGGAGUGAAAUGUCACUACUGUUUCGGGGAUGAGUCGGCCUCGUGUGACUCCCGUUUGGUCAUGAACUGCACCGGUGAUCAGACCAUGUGUGUCACCCUCAAUGGGACAUGGAAUGGAGGGGGUCCCCAAAUCUUGAAGGGCUGUGCUACCCCAAAUGUAUGCCACCUACAAGUGAAUACGACACUGGGCCCGGAAGCAUCUGGAUUUCAUCUCACCAGCAAGCCUGAAUGCGACUAUGUGGCCACUCCCACCCCACCAGGUCCUCCUGCAGCUGCGACUCUGACCAAGGAUGAGGUCACCACCUGUUUCACCUGCUCGAGCCUCAAUAGUUGUGACACUCUCCUCUGCCCAGCGGACAGACAGUACUGCCUUCAGACCGCAGGCAUCCUGACCUCAAGGAAAGGUGACUCUGUUGUCUGGAGAAGUGGUUCCUGCGUGGCCUCCAAGGACUGCAAAUUUGGCAGCUCUGUCUCUGCCUUCACCUACGGCGUUGACUUUGGCUUCUGGAUCAACUCCACCUGUUGCCAAGGCAACUGCCAAGAACUCACUCCUCUCGAAGUUUUGCCAACCUCACACACCCUGAGUGAGUUCCUGUGUCCUGCAUGUCCUGGUGGCCAGCCGGGGCCCUGCAAUUCCUCCUUCUAUAUGCAGUGUCCCAGUGGGGAGACGGAGUGUGUCCAGCUGGACCUGGUACUUGUAGAAGGCGGCCAGAGCGUGAGCAUGCACGGCUGCGGCUCCCAGGAUUUGUGCAGUCCCCCCGCCACCGAAGGGCUGCUGGAGCUGCCCGGCCACCGGCUGGCCCUCCCGCCGCACUGCAGCACCCGCCAGCGGGCUGUCAUGGCCUCCAAGUGCCACUCUGGCGUGCCACCCGGCCUCCGUCUCGCCCUGUCUGUGCUGCUGGUGGGCCUGGGUGCUGCGACCCUGUCCUGAGCAGGCCUGGCCUAUACUACCCUUGCCCCGCAUUCACUUAACCCUGUUUGUGUCCCACGUCGCUAGAUGGCACCCUGGCUUCCUCCUACUUCCAGUAUUUCUAUGUCUGGAAGCUUCUGGUGAGAAAAGUCAAAACCAGAGGGGGUGGGUAAGCCUCCUCCCUCAGACUAAGGGGUUCCCUAAGGCUAGUCCUCUUUCUUAACACCUGGGGCCCAAAGGCUAUACCUCCUCCCUCAGACUAGGCUGCGCUUUCUCAGACCUCAGACUAGAGACAGCUCCCUGGGCCCCAAAGACUAAGCCUCCUUCCUCAAACUAGGAGGUCCCCAACACCAGCUUACUCCCUCAGACUAGAGCUGUGUUUUCCUGAGGAUUGGGAAGCAGCUGCUUCUGUCUCCCUCUUUAGGCUCUAGCAAAGUCUUGGGCAGCCAAGAUAGAGUUUGGGACCAAAUACACCCCCUUCCCAGGGUUUUAGAGCACCCCUUCCACCCCCACCACAGGCCCUCUUCUGUCUGGGCUCAGUCUCCCCGCUGUCACCAAAUCUGAAUGAAUCACA